Ophidiomyces ophidiicola is the source of this 3027-nucleotide messenger RNA. RefSeq lists its product as uncharacterized. The record is from RefSeq and is a predicted model, not a curated record. The transcript has 6 exons. Lineage: Eukaryota; Fungi; Ascomycota; Eurotiomycetes; Onygenales; Onygenaceae. Gene Ontology annotation, biological process: arachidonate metabolic process. The coding region runs from base 1 to 3027 and encodes 1008 amino acids. Gene Ontology annotation, cellular component: membrane.
AUGGCUAGAUCAAGGUCACGAGAUACUGGCUGGCUAGAUGUCAUGCAACUUGGCAAUGAUAGUCACCUCCUUGGUGAUAGAGGCCGUCUUUCAAGCAUAAUCAAGGAGCUUAAAGACCCGGCACUGCAGAUGCCGGCUAUUCUUCUCUUUCUCGGAUCAAAAACAAAGGACAAGGCGUUAAAAAUUUUAUUUCCAGCUAACAAUAUCAGACGGACUAGAUCUGAUGCCCUCAUCAGUUUGCGGAUUGCAGUCGGGACGGAAGACUCUCCUAAACCUGUGCUGUUUGCUGAUGGCGACCCAUUCAAGGAGCUCAGCCACCUCCGCCACAGGGAUGACUUUGAAGUUUCGCAUAGAUUCGCCUGGUCUGUGCCGCAAGGCGAAACCUAUUUAUCAUUUCUUUACUCUCGACUGCUUUUGCCGUUCUGCGAUGUGAUCUGUGUGUUUGGUGAUGAUUUCAGUAGCUCCCUCCACAUUUCAAACUAUCUGGCCUUCAUCAGCCAGACCGCACGAAUUGCUUCCACUUUCCCUGACGAUGUCAAGCCAACAGUCCUGGUGAUUUUCGCCUCUGGUUGCUAUCAACAGAGCGAAUUAGAGAAGCAUAUUUUCGUGCAGUAUGAAGCUUUUACAGAUGUGUUUUCUGAGGUAAAAAUAAUUGUUUUGCAAAACCCUACAAGCAGUCAGACUUUGUCGGCAACUCUAUUCAGGCCACUGCAGUCACUGCUUCAACACCAUAUAGAGAAUUCGCAUAAGCUUCGGCUCUCCUGCCGUGCUUGUUUCUCGGCAUUACAGUUCGAGGCUCUGUUUGCGGCGGCACGUGAACACGUGGCAUCCACCGUUGAAGCUCCUUUCAACCAUAUCAUAGCUAUGAGAAACAGCCAUACAGUUUGCGCUGGACUGCGUGAUAACUGGUUCGAGUACUUUCGGCUCGGUGUUGGAAUUGGUAUCCAGGUUGAGGACAUGCUUCCUUCCCUUGCAUCAGCAAUGAUUGCGGACCACUACACGCCAAGAAUGCACUUGUCAGACCCAGAAUCUGUUUUUGGAAAUUUGUACUACACCCCACUUUUAUUGGCACUUGAACAAAUCCGGAACGAAGGCUUGGUAUCAGACUUGGCACCAGAAACCUUGUGCGAAUUUACAAAAUCUAAAGCAACUGCCUUCUUUCUAACUCUGGAGAGUGGUGAGGCUUCCUCGCUGGAGCUUCAUCGACAACAAAUCGCAACUCAGACCAAUAUAUUUAGCACGCUAAAAUCCAACAGAAUCUGUCUUUUGUGCCUUGCAGGUCGGCGACCUCAGCAUCGGUUAAGUUGUGGGCACAGCUGGUGCGAUAUUUGCGUGCGAAGGUAUGGCGAGGCCGCCUCCAACAUCGAGUAUCAAUUUACAGUGCUUCAAUGCUAUCAUUGUUUGUCUCGAGUGCCUCUUGUUGUCAAUCUUGUCCCACCGACGAAGAAUAUAAACAUUUUAGCCAUUGAUGGUGGCGGUGUUCGGGGAGUUGUCUCGGUUGAGAUUCUGCUUUGUCUCCAGGAGAAGCUGGGAAUAUGUCCGAUUCAAGAACUCGUUCAUCUUAUUAUUGGAACUAGUUCAGGAGGAUUGAUUGCUGAAUGCUUAAAAACUCGUCGAUGGGACCUUGCUACAUGCUCCCAGUUGUUUAGGCGCUUUGCGCGACGGGCCUUUAAACAAAGACGGGGGUUCCCUUGGCUUGUGCCCUUCCGCUGGGUUACUUGGUGGUUAAAUGAUGGAUGCUACGAUCCCGCUGCAGCCGAAGCAUGUUUGAAGGAAACAUAUAGCCAGUCGGAUCGAACAUUUGACGCGGUUGCUCUUGCCCACGGCUUAGUAUCAAAAUGCAAGGUUGGGGUCAUUGCAACAGACAUCUCAAAAAAAGCGUCAACAUAUGUUUUUGGCAACUUCAAUUCGUACUGCCAUGAAGACGGCCCACACGGUUUUGAGAUUGUUCGGCCCGAUCUUGAUAAAGAUGAACCUUUUCUAUGGGAAGCAGCCCGUGCGACAGCAGCACCGCCAUUUAUAUUCCCUGUGGCAUACAUUCUCAAUAUAGGCUCGUUCCAAGAUGGAGGUUUGAAACAUAACAAUCCCAGUGGGAUAGCUCGAGAGAUCAGCCGUUGCAUGUGGCCAUCACGCGGCGCGCCUGCGUUGUUGCUCUCAGUUGGGUCCGGGACCGAAGCCGAUCUGCCACAGCAAGAAAGCAAAGCACUAUCGAGUAGCGCACAGAUUCUUGCGGCGCCCCAUUUUCGGAAUAUAUUCAAGGAUGGCAUGGGCCGUCGAGCCCGAGAUGCGUGGCUUUCGUCCAUGGAUGGCGAUGAACAAUGGAGCACAUUGACAAAUCAGUUGAGCGAGGAGGAAAAGACUCAUUAUCUUCGGCUCAAUGUCGUACUAGAAGGUGUACUUGGAGGUAUUGAUGAUGUUGAAAAAAUGGAUAGCUGCCAAGCUCACGUAAUUCUUGAUACCCGGCUGCCUAGGCUGAUCAAUGAUGCCUUUUCAAGGCUAAUGGCGGCAGCUUUUUAUUUUGAGCUUACAAGCCUUCCAAAGAAGGAAGCAGGAAAGUAUCUAUGCCUGGGCACCAUCCGAUGCGAGCCAUCCAUCCAACUGGUUCUCCCACCGCUUCAACAACUUCAAGGUAUAGAACCAAUGGCUUUUGCCACAGACGACAUGACGCUUGGGCAGUUUCAUGGUAACAGCGAUAUUUGCAAUAUUUGCGGCCGCUUUUCCAAGACAGUUUCCUUCACAGUGAACCGCUUGGAUGAACCAAUUGCAAUAUACCUCAAGUUCAAACGAUAUAAUCGUGUGAAAAUAAGCGGUUUUAGAAACCCCAUAAGUUUCUUUAUCAGUUGCCAGCACCUUGAUGCCGUGUUUGGCACAGCAUACCACGAUCGACCAGGUACCCGCCCCUGUGGGUCGUGCGACUUUCGAGAAGCGCAACUCAAGAGGCAAUUUGUUUACCCAAAAGGUAAAGAUGAAAGAAAGCGGAAAGCUGAGGAAGAGCUUAGAGGAGAGAUUAAAAGAGCCAGACGCUAG